AUGAAUGGCCACACCUCUCCUCCUCUUGAUGUCCUGGCCACCAACGGCACUGAGCUGACCACCGUCCCCGAGACCAUGAAGGCCAUGCUGGGAACCAGCACCCCCUCCGGGCCCCAAUCCAAGAGCAUCGCUGGGGUAUACGUGGAGGCCUCCUGCCAGGCUCAGAGUCUCUACACCGCCAUGAAGCAGGGCCUCCUGUCCGGUGAGCUUGGGCUGGCUCUGCUGGAGGCCCAGGCCGCCACUGGGGGCCUUGUGGACCCCACGCAGGGCCACUUCCUCUCUGUGUCUGAGGCCGUGCGGCAGGGCCUGGUAGGCCUGGAGCUAAAGGAGAGGCUCCUGGCUGCUGAGCGGGCCAUCACUGGGUACCCCGAUCCCUACGGUGGCGGGAGGCUGGCACUCUUCCAGGCCAUCAGGAAGGAGGUGCUGGAGCGAGCACUGGGGUGCAGCUGGCUAGAGGCCCAGCUGGCCACUGGGGGCCUGGUGGAUCCCAUUCGGGGUGUGCGAGUGACCCCAGAGCUGGCCUGCCAGCAGGGCCUCCUGGACCAGGAGACGUGGCGUGGCCUGGCAGAGGGCAAGCCCAGCUCCGGUGCCCCUGGCUUCCUGAACCCCAACACGGGGGAGUGGCUGUCCUACCACAGGCUGCUGGGCAGGUGCGUGAGAGACCCUAGUACAGGGCUGGCUCUGCUGCCCCUCAAGACCACUUUCCAGACCCUGAGUGGGGCAGUGAGCUUGGCAGAGCUGCUGGAGGUGGGGGUCCUGGAUGGGGAGACCGUCCGGGGCCUUCAGGAGGGCAAGCUGGUGGCGUCAGAUGUAAGCAGAUGGGCGUCUGUGAAGCGCUACCUGCAGGGCACGGGCGGCGUGGCAGGGGUUGUCCUGCUGCCCGCGGGCCACAAGAAGAGCUUCUUCCAGGCCAUCACUGAGCACCUGCUCCCAAUGGGCACGGCACUCCCACUUCUGGAGGCUCAGGCUGCCACCUGCACGCUGGUGGACCCAGCCACUGGCCGGCGGCUAAGCGUGGAUGAGGCUGUUAGGUCAGGCCUGCUCGGCCCAGAGCUCCACAGGCAGCUGCUGGUGGCCGAGCAGGCGGUGACGGGGUACGAUGACCCCUUCAGCAGCGGGCGAGUCUCCCUCUUCCAGGCCAUGAAGAAGGAGCUGGUGGACAGGCCUCUGGCGCUGCGACUCCUGGAUGCCCAGCUGGCCACAGGUGGGCCAGUGUGUCCAGCCCGCAGGCUCCGGCUGCCCCUGGAGGCUGCCCUGCGCCUCGGAUGCCUGGACAAAGAGACGUGGCAGUGUGUCUCCCAGGCCACUGGCUUCUCGGACCCCAGCACACGGGGGAGCCUUGGCUAUGGGCAGCUGAUGGCCCGCUGUGUCACCGAUCCAGAGACAGGGCUGGCCUUCCUUCCUCUCUCAGACGGGGCCCUCGGAGGGGAGCCACAAGGACCCCCAUUCAUUGACCACAGUACCCGGCAGGCCUUAAGUGAGGCCACGGCCACCAUCUCCGUGGGCAAGUUCCAGGGCCGGCCUGCGUCACUCUGGGAGCUGCUCUUCUCCGAGCCCAUCUCCGCAGAGCAGAGGGCGGCACUGGCCCAGCAGCACCAGGAAGGCGCCAUCUCGUUGGAGGAACUGGCGGCGGUGCUGAGGGCCACCCUGGAGCAGGCUGCAGCCACGGCCAGGACCACCUUUGCUGGGCUCAGGGGGCCCGUGACGCCAGAUGAGCUGUUGAAAGCAGGGAUCAUUGACCAGGACGUGUACGAGCAGCUGAAGCGAGGACAAACCACAGCCCAGGAAGUGGGCAGGCUGGACUCGGUCCGGAGGUACCUGCAGGGCACUGGCUGCAUCGCGGGCGUGCUGCUGACCGGCUCCCAGGAGCGGCUCAGUAUCUACGAGGCUCGCGGGAAGGGGCUUCUCAGGCACGGCACAGCACUCAUCCUCCUGGAGGCCCAGGUGGCCACGGGCUUCAUCCUUAACCCAAAGGAAAACAAGACAUACUCUGUAGAGGAGGCACUGAGGGCCGGCCUCAUUGGGCCUGAUGUGUUUGCAAAGCUGCUGUCGGCCGAGCGCGCCGUCACCGGCUACACGGACCCCUACACCGGGCAGCAGAUCUCCCUCUUCCAGGCCAUGAAGAAGGAGCUCAUCGUCCGCGACCACGGCAUCCGCCUGCUGGAGGCCCAGAUCGCCACGGGCGGCAUCAUCGACCCCGUGCACAGCCACCGCGUGCCCGUGGACGUGGCCUACCAGCGCGGCUACUUCGAUGAGGAGAUGAACCGCGUCCUGGCGGACCCGAGCGACGACACCAAGGGCUUCUUCGACCCCAACACGCAUGAGAACCUCACGUACCUGCAGCUGCUGGAGCGCUGUGUGCUCGACCCCGAGACGGGGCUGCACCUGCUGCCCCUCGGCCGCUCGCAGCCCGAGCUGGUGGACGGCGCCACCCGACGGGCCUUCCAGAGCCUGCUGCUGUCUGUGAGGUAUGGGCGGUUCCGGGGACAGAGGGUUUCCGCAUGGGAGCUGAUCAACUCAGAGUGCUUCGGCGAGGACCAGCGGAGGCAGGUCCUGCGGGACUACCGACAGCACAGGGUGUCACUGGCACAGGUGGUCCAGCUGCUGGGGAGAGCAGUGGGGAGGUGGGUGGACAUCACGCUGCCCAUGCUCCGGGGCCGAGUCACAGCCUACCAGCUCUGGGAGGCCCAAAUCAUUGACCAAGAGCUGCUGGACCGGGUACUGGAGGGGGCAGUGAGCCCCGAGGCCCUCCUUCACAUGGACGGUGUCCAGCGGGCCCUGCGUGGCUCGGGUGCUGUGGGCGGCGUGCUGCUGCAGUCCUCCAGCCGGCGGCUCAGCCUCUACCAGGCCAUGAAGCAGAAGCUGCUGGGGCCAGGCGUGGCGCUAGCCCUGCUGGAGGCUCAGGCGGCCACUGGAGCCAUUGUUGACCCCCACGGUCUGGAGACCCUGUCCGUGGAUGAGGCCGUGCGCAGGAGGCUGGUGGGCCCAGAGCUGUACUGCAGGCUAAGGCAGGCAGAAGACGCUGUCAGCGGCUUCAGAGACCCCUUCUCUGGGGAGUGGGUAUCCCUGUUCCAGGCCAUGAAGAAGGGCCUUGUCCCUGUAGAUCAGGCUGCCCGCCUCCUGGAUGCCCAGGUGGCCACAGGAGGGGUCAUUGACCCCACAGGCCACCAUCGCCUCCCCAUGCCUGUGGCCACCCAGCGUGGCUACCUCGACCAGGAGAUGGCGAUGGCCUUGUCCAGCUCCUCCAAGACCUUCCCCACGCCAGAUGGCCGGGGACACACCAGCUAUGCCCAGCUCCUGGACCAGUGUGUGAGGGACGAGGCCUCUGGGCUUUACUUCCUGCCCCUGCCAGAAAAUGCUGCUGCUGUCCCCACUGAUGAGCAGGUCCAGGAGACCCUGCAGACCGUGCCGGGGGCUGAGGACGGCACGUCCCUCUGGGAGCUCCUGAGCUCUUGCUGCUUCACCGACGAGCAGCGGAAGAGCCUCUUGGAGGACUUUAGGGCAGGGAAGACCACGGCGCAGCAGCUUCAGGAAACGGUGCAGAAGCAGGUGCGUGAGGCAGAGCUCCUGGCACAGGCUCGUGUCAUGGUGCCCGGCCCAAGGGGGGAGAUUCCUGCUGUCUGGCUGCUGGACGCCAGCAUCAUCACCCAGGAGAACCUGGUGGCGCUGGCUGAGGGCACACAGUCACCUGCCGAGGUUGCUGAGCAGCCCGCCGUGAAGGCCUGCCUGUGGGGUACGGGCUGCAUAGCCGGUAUGCUGUUGCAGCCGUCGGGGGCCAAGGUCAGCAUCAGCCAGGCUGUGAGGGAUGGCCUCUUGCCCGAGGGCCUGGGGCGAAGGCUGCUGGAGGCCCAAGUGGCAUCCGGCUCCCUCAUUGACCCUCUGACCAACCGGAGGCUAUCUGUGGAAGGUGCCGUCAAGGCCGGCCUGGUGGCUGGGGCACUGCAUGAGCAGCUGCAACAAGCCGAGAGGGCCGUGACCUGGCACACUGACCCCUAUUCAGGAGGCGCUCUCUCACUGUGGCAGGCCAUGGAGAAGGGGCUAGUGCCCCAAAGUGAGGGCCUCCCCCUCCUACAGGUGCAGUUGGCCACAGGGGGUGCAGUGGACCCUGUCCACGGGGUGCACCUGCCCGAGGCGGCGGCCUGCAGGCUUGGCCUCCUGGACGAGCAGGUCAGCCGGGUGCUAACCUCAACAGCCGAGGACAGUAAGUUCUUCUUUGACCCCAGCUCACAGGACAAGGUGACGUACAACCAGCUCAAGGAGCGCUGUGUCCUGGACACUGACACCGGCCUGUGGCUGCUUCCGCUUGCCCAGGACAGGGUGCUUAAGGUGGACGAGCACACGCUGGUGGCCCUGAGGGCCAUGAAGGUGCCUGUCGGCACUGGGAGGUUCAAAGGUCUCAGUGUGUCGCUGUGGGACCUGCUCCACUCAGAGUACAUCGACAUCCACAAACGGUGGGAGCUGGUGGCGCUCUGCCAGUCCGGGAGGGCCACCGCCCUGCGGCAUGUGGCUGUGGCUGUCACUGCCCUGGUUGAGACCUCAGAGAGACAGCCCUCACAGGCCAGCUUUAGAGGACUCCGGAAGCUGGUGUCGGCCAGUGACUUGUUUAGGUCCCAGCUGAUUGACAAGGAGACGCUGGACGCGCUGAAUCAGGGCAGAAGGGCGGUGCAGGAGGUGACGGAGAGGAGCAGCAUCAGGUGGUACCUGGAGGGAGGCAACUUCAUUGCUGGGGUCCUCAUCCAGGGCACAAAGGAGAAGAUGAGCAUCUACCAGGCCAUGUGGAAGGGCGUCCUGCGGCCCGGCACGGCCCUGGUGCUGCUGGAGGCGCAGGCGGCCACCGGCUUCAUCAUCGACCCGGUGCGCAACCAGAGGCUGUCCGUGGAGGAGGCGGUGGCCGCGGGCGUGGUGGGCGGCGAGAUCCAGGAGAAGCUGCUGUCGGCCGAGCGCGCCGUCACCGGCUACACGGACCCCUACACCGGGCAGCAGAUCUCCCUCUUCCAGGCCAUGAAGAAGGAGCUCAUCGUCCGCGACCACGGCAUCCGCCUGCUGGAGGCCCAGAUCGCCACGGGCGGCAUCAUCGACCCCGUGCACAGCCACCGCGUGCCCGUGGACGUGGCCUACCAGCGCGGCUACUUCGACGAGGAGAUGAACCGCGUCCUGGCGGACCCGAGCGACGACACCAAGGGCUUCUUCGACCCCAACACGCACGAGAACCUCACGUACCUGCAGCUGCUGGAGCGCUGUGUGCUCGACCCCGAGACGGGGCUCUACCUAUUACAAAUUGUGAAGAAAGGAGAAACCUACAUUUAUAUUGAUGAAGCCUCAAAGCAGCUUCUGCAAUCCCAAACUAUGACCAUGCAUGUGGGGAGGUUCGCCAGUCAGAAGGUCUCCCUCUGGGACCUACUGUCAUCUCAGUACUUCACAGAAGAAAGGAAACGGGAGCUCAUCCACAAGUACAGAGCCCAGAAUAUGUCCCUAGAGCAGCUAUUGGGGGUCAUCACUGCUACGGUGGAAGAAAUAGAGGAGCAAUACCAGGACAUGAAGGUGGCAGCUAUCCGUGGAGAAGUGACAGCUGCAGAGUUGUUCAACUCUGGAGUCAUUGAUAAAAGGACCCUGGAUGCCCUGUCCCGGGAGAAAUCAGGGGGGCAGGAUCUCAGCAGGUUGGCGCACGUGAGGCCCUAUCUGGAAGGCAGUGGCUGCAUUGCGGGGGUGACUAUACCCUCUACCCAAGAGGUGAUGAGCUUCUACGAGGCCAGCAGGAAAGGACUCAUCCCCAUGGGGUUUGCGGCUCAGCUGCUGGAGGCCCAGGCAGCUACGGGAUUCAUGCUGGAUCCCUGCAGCCAGAAGAGGCUCUCUGUGCAGUAUGCCGUGGCUGAGGGCCUGGUGGGUGAAGAACUGAAGGCAAGGCUUCUGGAUGCUGAGAAGGCCGCCCUAGGCUACACAGACCCAGCCACGGGAGACACGAUCUCACUGUUCCAGGCCAUGCAGAGGAAGUUCGUCCAAAGAGAGGAAGCACUGAGACUGCUGGAGGUGCAGGUGGCCACGGGGGGCAUCAUCGACCCCCUGCACCACCACCGGCUCCCACUGGACAUGGCCUACAGACGGGGUUGUCUGCACGAGGACACAUACCCACUCGUUGCAGAUCAGAAGCACAUGAACAAAAGGUAUGUGGAUCCAAACACUCAGGAGAGGGUCACGUACCAACAGCUACAGGAGAGGAGCCAAAAAGAAGCAGGGACUGAUUGGGCUCUCUUCCUGGUAGUCAGGGACCACCAAACCUGUGCCUAUAUUGACAAGGCAACAAGGAGGGCCUUAGAAGCCGAGCAGGUGCAGAUCCAGGUGGGAAGGUACAAGGACAGGAAGCCAUCACUGUGGGAACUACUCGACUCUGAGUACGUGCCUCACGAGAUGAAACUCCAGUUAAUCACUGACUAUAAAAUAAACAUGACCCAGGCAUUGGAAAAGGUAGUAAACAUUAUUUUAGAACUAAUAGAUGAGAAAGAAAAAGGCAAGAAGCAACUAUGGUUCCCGGGUAUCCGAAAACAAAUCACGGCUUCGGAACUCAUCGAUGCAGAAAUCAUCAGCAAAGAGGUGAUGCAUGACCUGGAAAAGGGCACCAAGACCCUGCAGGAGGUGACGGAGAUGGACUCGGUCAAGCGCUACCUGCAGGGCACGAGCUGCAUCGCGGGCGUGCUGGUGCCCGCCAAGGACGAGCCCGGGCGGCAGGAGAAGAUGAGCAUCUACCAGGCCAUGUGGAAGGGCGUCCUGCGGCCCGGCACGGCCCUGGUGCUGCUGGAGGCGCAGGCGGCCACCGGCUUCGUCAUCGACCCCGUGCGCAACCAGAGGCUGUCCGUGGAGGAGGCGGUGGCCGUCAUCGUCCGCGACCACGGCAUCCGCCUGCUGGAGGCCCAGAUCGCCACGGGCGGCAUCAUCGACCCCGUGCACAGCCACCGCGUGCCCGUGGACGUGGCCUACCAGCGCGGCUACUUCGACGAGGAGAUGAACCGCGUCCUGGCGGACCCGAGCGACGACACCAAGGGCUUCUUCGACCCCAACACGCACGAGAACCUCACCUAUGCGGAGCUUCUCCAGAGAGCUACCGUCGAGCCAGGGACGGGCCUCUUAUUUCUUUCCGUUAUUUGA
Messenger RNA from Odobenus rosmarus divergens (Pacific walrus), 7140 nucleotides. RefSeq names its product epiplakin 1 (gene EPPK1). NCBI's taxonomy places the organism in Eukaryota, Metazoa, Chordata, Mammalia, Carnivora, Odobenidae. The transcript has a single exon. Gene Ontology annotation, molecular function: structural molecule activity; keratin filament binding. The record is from RefSeq and is a predicted model, not a curated record. Bases 1 to 7140 code for a protein of 2379 amino acids. Gene Ontology annotation, biological process: intermediate filament bundle assembly; wound healing. Gene Ontology annotation, cellular component: cytoplasm; membrane; cell junction.